AUGCAACUGCCUGAAACACCGCCGCCGCCUCUCGCUCCGCUGUGGGACCGCGUGCUCCGGGCGCGCGCCUUGCCGCCCGACCUCGAUGUCGAGCUCCUCUACGUCGCGAUAAGGGACCGACUCACACACCCCGAGUGGGAAGUUCGUCUUCACGCGCUUCGUGUCUUAGCAGAUCUUCUACCGCUCUCCGGGAAUGCUCUGUCGUUUCCCUUCGAUCAAGUCGUCGACAAUUUAGGACACAACUCGCCUAACGUACGGAAAGCUGCGCUAGAUGCACUUAAAGUCUUCUGCACGCACUGUGAAGAUGUGGAAUGUGCAGCGCGCGCAAUUUUAGAUAAAUGUUCCUAUCACAACAUAAGGCCGCAUUCUGCAAAUCUUGACACAAAAGUGAACGUUAUUACCGGUUUGAUACUAUCAAUACCAUCCGUGAUGGCUAUUUUGAAAAGAAGACAUUCACACCUUGAUAUGUUACCUAUAUUUCAAGUCUUAGGAGAUAAACUCUAUGAUCCCGUACACAGAGACGUCGCACAGAGAUCUCUACUGAAACUAAGACGUGCUUGUGGACCACGUGAUUAUAUGAUGUAUUUAUCGAGGUUAGAUCCUAAAGUUCAGGAUAGAUUUCGUCAUUUGUGUGAAACUUACGAUGAAGAUUCUAUGGAUGUUUACUAUGCGCCAAGAAAAACUGCCUAUAGAAACAAUAACACACCUUUAGUAAAAAUUAAUCACGUUUUUAAUAAUGCUCACACGGGACCCAUUCGAGUGUCGACUGAUUCAUCUUCAGAAGAUUCUUUUGCACCUUUACCAUUUUACAAUAACAAUUUUGCUAAAGUUAUAAUUGAAACGGAAAUUAAGUUUGAUUCUGAUACUGCGAUCACAAUGACCGUUUUAGAAGAGAAUGAGACUGAAUCUGAUAAGAAUACAGGAAGUGAAGAUGACUACGACAGCUCAGAUAGGAACAUGUUAAAAUAUAGUGACGGUGACUCCGAGGACACGGAUGUUGUGGUUAAAAGAGUGCGUUUCGGUGGUGAGAGUGUUAAAAUACGGACUCCUGACAGCGACAACUUGUUAACAAGUGAAGAUGAUACUAAUGUGCAUAGGCAUCAGAGGAAUGGGAAUUUUAAAGAGAUAAUGGCACCACCGACACCUGUAAUAGUAACAAAAAUGAAUGAAAUAAAACGCGAGGCAUUAGAAAGGGAAGCGCAAAAUAAAGUGAAUAAUAAUAAAAAGAGCGGCAUACCAUUGCCAGUCAUACAUAAUAAAUUGCAAAAACCGUAUGAAGCUAAAUACAAUGGGGUUAAAAUAAAGUCGAAGUCAUUAAGUGAAUUGUAUGAUUAUUUUAGAUCAAAGAAUGAGGAAGGUGAAGGUAAAAUGCAGGAAAUGUCAGGGCUAGCGUUGUCUCUGGCAGAGGUGCGGUCUCCGGAGAAAUCGGGGCGAAGUUCCCGAAGUCCUGUGGAGCCUCAUAAGGAGGUGGAGGUGUUGCAUAACUUGCAGCGAAGUCCUACAGUGUCACCGCGACGUCAUCAGACGCGGGUAGAGUUGGAGCGUGAUGGGUUCGUGUUAAGUCUACUGGCUUCGUCGCCGCCCAAGGAGACCGACAUUCUAACUCCACGGACUCCAACUCCUCUGCGCGCACAUUACGACUGGGAAGAACUGGGGGUAGUUCCACAGCAUGUGUCUGACCAGCUGCAUAACACGGAGAACUGGAUAGCGGCGGUGCGUGCUGCAGACCAGCUCCACAGCACGUUACUGGAAGCCAGCAGUGUGAGGAAGGUGGAGCCUGCAGCCCUCUCCCUGGUGCACCACAUGUGGGCGCUCAGCGAAGAGGUGGCUGCUGCAAGAGCUCCAGCAGAGGGUGCAGUGUGUGCUCUAGUGCGAGGAGCAAGCAGCGACUGCGCUAGACAACUCCUGCCCGCUCUCAUCUCUCGCAUGGCGAGGGAACCACUCCCUGCAGCCUUACCACAUGCGCUACUGCAACGACUGGCCCUGCAUCAUAUUGUCGACCUUAUAUUUGAUCCGAGUAUGAUUGGUGUAAGUGGGGAUAAAGAAGAGAUGCAAAGUGCUCAACUUCGGGCUGCAUUGUGCCUGGCCAGGGCAGCCGGUCCAGCUGCCGUGUUGUCAGCGGUGAGAAGGAGACUCGCUGGAACCGCGAGAGCCGACGUCUUUUGUAAUAAGUUGAGGGAAAGGCUGAGUCGUCCUAUAGAGAACAUCAAGCCAAGUCACGUAAACAGGAGCUCUCAGUUACCGGUGCCGGUACGUCGUAGAGCCAGAUCUACCCCUCCCCCCGCUGCACCGCCACCUCCACGAAGACUGAGGCCUUUGCCUGACUCAGCACCCCUGCUUGGUGUGUCGCAGCCAGGCAGGGAUUACAUUCCAUUCAAAGCCUUGUCACCGAUACCCCUGAGUGAUAGAGACUCGAGCGCACUUACCAGUUAUGACGGGGAAAACAAUAAAAAGGUGUCCGCUUCCAAGGAAGGUACGGAUGAGAGAGUGAAAGUCAGUGCUAUAACUGAAGUGAACACCUUAGGUGAAGAGGUCCAGCAAUCAAUACCGACUCCACCGCGAUCACCUUCUAUAAGAGUUGAAGACUAUUCUGAGAAAUCGAAUCCCUCGCCACUUAGCGGGCGAUCGCAAUUACAGGUUGAUCCCUUACCACCUCAGACACCAGGGAGUGCGAGUGCCUCCACUGGACAUGAGUCAUUGGAAUCUCGAGCCAGUACCGUUGUAGAAGUGUCGCCGGUGCGAAAAAGUGUCAGUACACGACCCUCACCUACACCACCAAGGAGCAGCGCUCCGUCGCCAGUACGAAGUGGGGUUCCCACACCGGAGCCGGCCAGUGAUGCUUAUGACGAACCUCCGCGAGCUUGUGAGCGUGAUGUACGCACUGCCCUCGCCGAGUGUAUUGUACCAGCAAGACAUGAGGACUGGGAGGUGAUCGUCAGUGGACUCUUGGAAACUGAAAGGCUCGCAGCGGACCCGUCAGCUCGUGCACCCGCUAUCAGUUGGCGUGCUGCCUCGCGUUCUGCUGCUACGCACGUGCGUUCUUUGAGGUCACGAGUUGCCAGGGCCGCAUGCACUACACUAGGAGCGCUGUUUGAGCAUCGAGGGCGCGCGCUGGACCCCGAGAUUGAGGAGGCUGCUGGUGCGUUACUGGAGCGUUGUGCUGACGUGAAUCGGUUCUUGCGGGCCGACGCUGCCAGUGCUCUAGUGAAGGUGGCAUGUGGUGGCAGCGAAGUGCGUGCUGUGAUGGCUCUGUCGCGACGAGGAGUAGCGCACCGCGCGGGCCCAGUGCGCGCUGCAGCCGCGGCGGCGCUGGCGCAGCUGGUGCGGCGCGGGGGCGCGGCGCACGCGCUGGCGCUGCCGCCCGACGUGCGCACGUCCCUGCUGCGCUCGGCGGGCGAGCUGCUGGCUGAUGCCAACGCAGACACACGCCAGCACGCGCGCCAGUUGUGCCUAGCUCUUGGUGAGGAUGGACGAUUCAAACAGAUGCUCAAGGAAGCAAUGCCACCGUCUCGAUAUCGUGCUAUAGAAAAAUAUGUCGAUAAGUUGCGCUACCGAUAG
This is a messenger RNA of Spodoptera littoralis (African cotton leafworm), 3558 nucleotides long. Lineage: Eukaryota; Metazoa; Arthropoda; Insecta; Lepidoptera; Noctuidae. The record is from the annotation of a GenBank genome assembly.